GUGAUCCCAAGGAUGAAUCUGAGGUCAGGCUCAGCUCACAUCUGUAGAACCUUUAAAAACGCAUGAAAGAAGCUUGGAGAAGCAGCAGGACGUCAGCGCUGCUGCUUGGAUCGUCAUCCUCUGGCUUUGCUUUCCUCAAAGGAUAUCUAUUUUUGGGAUUUGAUUUGAUCUGCAGUCCUGGACACAAAGACAGCAUCCUACACCACUGCACUGCAUUUGCAGUUUAAAACCUUGUAUCUGCACCAAAAGGAGCUAUAAUGGACAAAGAAAGGGACAACAUUUAAAUUACUGUCUUCAUCUUUGAUGAUGACACUGAUUCACAAACCAUAAUUUGAGGAUUGAGGUCAUCCACAACAUUUUAAUACUUUACAGCAGGCUUUAAAAGUUAUGUAUCUUUCUCCCAAGUCGUCUCCUCCGCAGUUGAAAUUCCAGACUGGAGUGGAAGGGGACGCAGGAGACUCGCCUGGCCAACCCGCAGCUCUGUUGUCCACAUUUACGCACACUUCCAGCGCAGAAACAACUUUAUUACAAGAUGAUAAUGUAAAGUGGACAAUUUAAGGGAUAUUAAAGAAGAAAUGCGCGUUCUCGGCGAAGCGCAGCAUUAGCACCAGCCUCCGAAGCGCGUCCCCGCCCCGGUAGAGGCUGCCCGAGAUCCCGGGUGGAGGAGUUGGAGCCGCGCGAGUUAAAGUUGGGCCAAACGGUGGCUGAGAGGGUGCUGCGGAGGAAUCUGCGAUCUAAUUAACAUAAGAGACGUUUUUUGAGAGAAGGAUGACUUGCAAAAUAUUAGGCAUGUGCCUCUUGUUUUGGGGGGUUCAACGUUGCUCAUCACGAGAAUGUGUUGAUCCACUCAUCUCGGGGUUGUCUGCCUCCAACUUCUGGGCCUCUUCCAGAUAUAACUUCCUGUACUCUGCCAAUUUUGCCAAACUCUAUGGCAGCAGUGGCUGGUCCCCGUCCACCAGCGACAGACAGCCAUGGCUGCAGAUUAAUCUGGGCAGGAAGUACAGACUGCUGGCGAUAGCAACUCAGGGGACCUUCAACUCCUAUGACUGGGUCACCAAGUACACACUUCUCUAUGGAGACCGACCGGACUCCUGGACGCCAUACAUCAUGAAAGGAGGGAACUCUACGCUGCCUGGUAACUGGAAUUAUUAUCAGGUGAAGAGGAAUGUCUUCCAUUAUGCCUUUACUGCUAAACACAUUCGUCUGCUGCCUCUGGAGUGGAACACGGAGAAUGGAGGAAAGAUUGGAGUCAGGCUGGAGCUCUUUGGCUGCGCUUAUGACUCCUAUGUGCUGCAGUACAAUGGAGACGAUGCAGUGGUCUACAUGUUCCCAGAAAAACGGUCCCGUACUCUGCAUGACCACAUCGCCAUAAACUUCAAGACUCUGGAGCAGGAUGGUCUGUUGUUACACAGUGAGGGGAUUCAAGGAGACCUUUUCACCCUGGAGCUAAAGAAAGGUCGUCUUUACCUGCACAUCAGCCUUGGAAGCAGCAUUGUGCACAAAGUCGAUGGCCGAAUCACUCUGACUGCAGGAAGCCUGCUUGAUAAUCUACACUGGCACUAUGUCACUAUCAAGCGCUACGGUAGACAGGUGAACUUCACCGUGGACAGUCAGACAGUGACGGCCAUUUGCAAUGGAGAAUUUACUCACCUGGAUCUAGAUACUCAGAUGUAUGUGGGAGGUGUAAUUGAGAAAAACAUGCCUCACCUACCGACCACACCUAAUUUCCGAGGAUGUCUGGAGAACGUCUUCAUCAAUGGCAUCAACGUUAUUGGCAAAGCCAAGAAUGAAGAACCCGACAUCCGUAUUCCUCGCAAUAAAAAGAUGCAUUAUGCCUGCCGAGACAUUCUACUCAAACCAAUGACUUUUGCUGGACCCAACAACUUCUUACAAGUACCGGGGUUCUUCGGAAAGCCUCGCAUGUUUGUUAAGUUUAAGUUCCGCUCAUGGGACUACACCGGGCUGCUGAUGUUCACACGUUUCGCUGAUAACCUCGGCGCCCUUGAGCUGGGUCUGAGUGAGGGUCAGAUCAAUGUGACCAUUUUUCAAACAGGAAAAAAGAAGAUUCAGUUUGCUGCAGGAUACAGGCUGAACGAUGGUUACUGGCAUUCAGUGGAUUUAGCAGCCAGAGACAACCUGCUGACUCUUACCAUUGAUGAGGAAGAGGGCUCUCCGCUGAAGAUCACCAACCCAUUCUCUAUCCGAACAAGUGAUCGCUACUUUUUUGGGGGUUGUCCAAAAACCAAUAACACAGUUUUCAAGUGUGAGACUAAACUGAAUCGCUUCCAUGGCUGCAUGCAGCAUAUUUUCAUAGACAACGAACAGCUGGAUAUCGACAUAAUUCUGCAGCGACAGUGGGCACGAUACGAGGAGCUGCUGUUGGGUACCUGUGGGAUCACUGACAGAUGUACUCCAAAUCCAUGUGAACACGAGGGCAGAUGCAUUCAGUCCUGGGAUGAUUUUAUCUGUCUGUGUGAGAAUACAGGCUAUAAAGGAGAAGUGUGUCACAUGUCGGUUUAUAAAGAAUCGUGUGAAGCCUACAGACUGAGUGGCAAGUACUGGUCCGGAAACUACACCAUCGAUCCUGAUCUCAGUGGGCCGCUCAAACCAUUUGAAGUGUACUGCAAAAUGAAGUCCUACAAAUCUUGGACAGUGAUCAUGCACGAUCAAGUGGAAGGCACCAAGGUAACUGGGAGCUCAAUUGACCAACCAUACAUCGUUAAUGUCAACUACUGGAACGCCUCCUGGGAUGAAGUCACCGCUCUGGCAAACACCUCCAUGUAUUGUGAGCAGUGGAUUGACUACUCCUGCUACAAGUCUCGUCUCCUCAACACCCCCAAUGGAAGACCCUUUGGUUAUUGGAUUGGUCGCAACAAUGAAAGCCACUAUUACUGGGGUGGGACUUUCAGAGAAGUUCAAAAAUGUGGCUGUCAUGUCAACCAGACCUGUGUGGACCCCAAGUUUCAGUGCAACUGUGAUGCUGACUACAGACAAUGGUUUUCAGAUAAAGGUUACUUGGACUUCAGGGACCAUCUACCUGUAAGGAGGGUAGUGGUCGGGGACACCAACAGGACUGGUUCAGAAGCACGUGUCACAGUUGGGCCUCUCCGAUGCCAUGGCGACAAAAACAUCUGGAACACAAUCGCCUUCACCAAGCCCACCUACAUCACGUUCCCCACUUUCCAACCCGGAACUACUGCUGACAUCUCCUUCCACUUCAAAACAUACCGAGACCAUGGUGUUUUUCUGGAAAACUCAGAUGAACAACUCAGAAAUUUUAUAAGAAUAGAAAUGAACACCACCCACAAUCUUGCGUUUAUAUUUAUGGUUGGCGAUGGCAUCCUCAAUGUGACCCUUCACUCCCCCGUGCCACUCAAUGACAAUGAGUGGCAUUUUGUCCAGGCUGAGCUUAACGUGAAGGUGGCCAGGAUCAAAGUUGAUUAUCAGCCUUGGGCUGUCAAACGUUUACCAGGCCAAACAUUUGUCACCAUGAAGUUUACACAUCCUCUUCUCGUAGGUGCAGCCAACCGCACCCUCAGACCUUUCUUAGGGUGCCUGCGAGGGUUACGAAUGAACGGUGUUCCACUUGAUUUAGAAGGGAAAGUAAAUGAGGAACAGGGUAUAAGGAGGAACUGCACAGGACAGUGUCUCAACGCCACCAUACCAUGUCGAAACAGCGGCCAGUGUAUUGAAGGAUAUGCUUCUUAUACUUGUGACUGUAAUAAUACGGCCUUUGAUGGUUUCUACUGCCAUAAAGACAUUGGAGCUUACUUUGAGAUUGGGUCGUGGCUAAAGUACAACAUACGAAAAAAGCCCACAUCAAACGAGGCUGUAUGGGCAAACUGGAUUGACCCGCACUACGACAACUUCAGUCUUGGCUAUAACGACACGGCAGAUGACAUCGAGUUCAGUUUCAGCACUGUUCACGCUCCUGCUGUGCUACUCUACAUCAGCUCAUUUGUUCAAGACUACAUCGCUGUUAUCCUCAAAACUGAUGGUAGUGUUGAUCUGAGGUAUAAGCUGGGGCUUGUAACACACAAGUAUCAGCUAACUAACCGGAACCUGGCAGAUGGAUAUCCUCACUAUGUGAACAUAACCAGACACAACAGAACCAUCAAAACCCAGGUGGAUUACAUGGAACCUAUAGUUGAGAAGAUAACGUUGGUGGAGGAUGCCAGGUUUGACUCACCAAAGUCCAUGUUCCUUGGCAGAGUGAUGGAGGUUGGUGAUAUUGACUACGAAAUCCAGAGACACAAUGCUCCUGGCUUCAUCGGCUGCAUAUCUGGAGUGAGAUAUAACGUCUAUGCCCCUCUGAAAACCCUCUUCCGCCCAAAUGAAACAGAUCUUCCCGUAACAACACAGGGAUACGUCUCAGAGUCCAACUGUGGGGCGUUUCCUCCUGUCUUAGGUUACGUGCCUUGGGAAGUUGACCCCUGGUUUACCAGCAUAGAGUAUUUUUAUAUGCACGAUGACAUAGGUCUGCUUUGGAUAGCAGUUAUUGUCCUCGUGGCGUUUGUGCUGCUCCUUGGAGGCCUGUACACCAUCUAUAUUUAUGCUUACCAGCAAAAAGGAAGUUACCACACCAAUGAACCCAAAAACCUGGAGUCUCCCAGCAGCUCUAGGCCACUGACCGAGACCUUGAGGAGAGAAAAAAAGAGCAUUCAAGAAAUUGAAGAGGAAGUCAGGAGCGGCUAACACCACGGACUCAUGGGAUAGUGGGUGGGAGUUUGAUAAAUGGGGUUGGAAUGAGGGUGAGUGCACAUAAACCACAGAUACUUGCAGUAAAUUUUCUAAUUUGUUGUUUUCCUUUAUUUUUCAGCGUUUUGUUUCAUGUUCCUUUCCCACGUUUGAGUGGCACAUGACGCCUGGUGCUCUGUUUUACACAGUUUUUGUUUUAGGGUGUUCAAGUUUUGCUGGGUUCAAAGUUAAAAUCAAGCCCCGGGUUGCAUGAGUAGCCAACACGACUCACGCAGUAUGACAGGGUGAAAUUCUGAAGUGCCUCAUCUGAGCAAGCUUGAUCUGGAAGCUUAAAGCUUAAUCAGAGAGAGUUUAGAUUGGACACUGUGUGAGGGGAAAAAAGAAACUGUUUAAACACUUGUAGGUAUUCAGGCUUUUAUUGAUUUGAUUUCUGAGCCAUUUUUGACACAUAUUAAAUGUAUUAACAGCUUUCUGUAUACUAACAGCUUUCCGUAUACUGAUUGCCAAUCAAAUUAUACUUUGGACAAUCUCACAUGAGCCAUUCAGUUAAAUUCAGAGUGGAUAAAAAUACUUAUCAUAUAUGGGUGCAAAAAUAAUCAAACAAGGGAAAGACAACUAAUGUUAAUGUGCAAAAACAGCCAAGUGAAGAGAACAUGCUAGCUAGCAUGACAUUUUCUGCUUCAAGGUGAAAUAUAACAUGACUGUUGAAGGUAUAUUUGCUUUGUUGUAUUACAGCCUAUAAUGGUGCAUUACCUAGACAGGAUGUAAGUGGUUCUGAACCACCAUAGUGCUAAUAGAUAGCAGCUUCUAUGGUUAAAGAUGCUCAGAUUUUCAAACAUAUUCUCAAAUUUGGGGUGCUGAAAAUACGAAUUUGCUAAUUUGACAGUAAUGUACCUCAGAGUGUGACAGCUAGCAGAUUGUUGGUAUGAGAAAGCGUCCAAGGGAAGUCGUCGUUGUCGUCUUCCUCCGCUUAUCCGGGUCGCGGGGGCAGCAUCCCAACUAGGGAGCUCCAGACCGUCCUCUCCCCGGCCUUCUCCACCAGCUCCUCCGGCAGGACCCCAAGGCGUUCCCGGACCAGAUUGGAGAUGUAACCUCUCCAACGUGUCCUGGGUCGACCCGGGGACCUCCUGCCGGCAGGUCAUGCCCGAAACACCUUCCCGCGGAGGCGUCCAGGAGGCAUCCUGACCAGAUGCCCAAACCACCUCAACUGGCUCCUGUCAAUCCGGAGGAGCAGCGGUUCUACUCCGAGUCCCUCCCGAGCUCCUCACCCUAUCUCUAAGGCUGAGCCCGGCCACCCUACAGAGGAAACUCAUUUCGGCCGCUUGUAUCCGCGAUCUCGUUCUUUCGGUCAUUACCCAAAGCUCAUGACCAUAGGUGAGGAUUGGGAUAUAGAUCGACCGGUAAAUCGAGAGCCUGGCUUUCUGGCUCAGCUCCCUCUUCACCACGAAAGAUCGGCUCAGCGUCCGCAUCACUGCAGAUGCCGAACCAAUCCGUCUGUCGAUCUCCCGAUCCCUCCUACCCUCACUCGUGAACAAGACCCCGAGAUACUUAAACUCCUCCACUUGAGGUAGGACCUCUCUCCCGACCCGGAGUUGGCAAGCCACCCUUUUCCGGUCAAGAACCAUGGUCUCAGAUUUGGAGGUGCUGAUCCUCAUCCCAGCCACUUCACACUCGGCCACAAAUCUACCCAGCAAGAGCUGAAGGUCAGAGCUGGAUGAAGCUAGGAGGACCACAUCAUCUGCAAAAAGCAGAGACGAGAUUCUCCUGCCACCAAACUUGACACACUCCACACCACGGCUGCGCCUAGAAAUUCUGUCCAUAAAGGUUAUGAACAGAACCGGUGACAAAGGGCAGCCCUGGCGGAGUCCAACCCUCACCGGGAACAGGUCUGACUUACUACCGGCUAUGCGGACCAAACUCACGCUCCUCUGGUAAAGGGACUGAAUGGCCCUUAGCAGAAAGCCACCCACCCCACACUCCUGGAGCGUCCCCCACAGGGUGCCCCUGGGGACACGGUCAUAAGCCUUCUCCAAAUCCUCAAAGCACAUGUGGAUUGGUUGGGCAAACUCCCAUGCCCCCUCCAUCACCCUUGCAAGGGUAUAGAGCUGGUCCACAGUUCCACGGUCAGGACGAAAACCACGUUGCUCCUCCUCAAUCUGAGAUUCAACUAUCGAUCGGACCCUCCUCUCCAGUACCUUGGAGUAGACCUUUCCAGGGAAGCUGAGGAGUGUGAUCCCCCUAUAGUUGGAACACACCCUCAGGUCACCCUUCUUAAAGAUGGGGACCACCACCCCGGUCUGCCACUCCACAGGAACUGCCCCCGAUGACCACGCAAUGUUGCAGAGACGUGUCAACCACGACAGCCCUACCACAUCCACAGCCUUGAGAUACCCAGGGCCAAUCUCAUCCGCCCCCGGGGCUCCGCCGCUGUGUAGUUGUUUGACUACCUCAGCAACUUCUGCCCCCGAGAUUGGACAGUCCAUCCCCAGGCCUCCUGGCUCUGGUUCCUCCUCGGAAUGCACAUAGGUGGGAUUGAGGAGCUCCUCAAAGUAUUGCUUCCACCAUCCGACUAUAGCCCCAGUUGACGUCAGCAGCUCCCCAUCCCCACUGUAAACAGUGUGAGUGAGUUGCUGCCUUCCUCUCCUGAGACACCGGACAGUUUGCCAGAACCUCUUUGGAGCCGAUCGAUAGUCUUUCUCCAUGGCCUCACCAAACUCCUCCCACGCCCGAGAUUUUGCCUCGGCAACUGCCACUGCUUCAACCCGCUUGGCUAUCCGGUACCUGUCUGCUGCCUCCGGAGACCCACAGACCAGCCACGCCCUGUAGGUAUCCUUCUUCAGCCUGACGGCUCCCCGAACCUCUGGUGUCCACCAGCGGGUACGGGGGUUGCCACCACGACUGGCACCGGCCACCUUGCGACCACAGCUAGCAACAGCCGCCUCAACAAUCGCAGAGUGGAACAAGGCCCACUCAGAGUCAAUGUCCCCCACUGCUCUCAGGAUGUGGACAAAGCUCUGCCAGAUGUGGGAGUUGAAGACCGUCUUAACAGGUUCUUCAAGGGAAGUAAAUACUCUAAUUUUACAGUCAAGCUGCCACCGGCUUGGUGCUACAGAGUGUUUGACUCAGCAAAUAUCCAAUGACAAAAUAAUUUAAAAAAAUCUGUCCUUCCACAAUCCUUUCAUCUUCCUUGUGGGACAGAUAUCAGGGAACAGCUGCUCCUUAUGGCCAUAUGGAAAGCAAACAUAUGAACACACACACAACAAGAACAACAUUUGUACAGUGGACCACAAUAAUGUAAAUUCUUACUUCUGACACUGCUAGAAUAAUGUUGCUCAACACUGCAGCUGACCACAUUAUCAUUGCUGCUGCUGCUGCUUGGUGGGCUAGCUGCUUACAGAGAAAAAAUAAUAUUAAACACAUUUGUAUAAGAUUUCUGUCACUGGUGACACAAAAUGUCCUUUAGUGUGUGUAGCAACCAAAGCCUCGAGCUAUCAAUCGCUGCAGCUCUACUUAACACUAAAGACCUGUUGUGUGUGUGUGUGUGUGUGUGUGUGUGUGUGUGUGUGUGUGUGUGUGUGUGAGACAAACUGCUGACGAAGAAAUACAUUUGCGACAUGUUAGCUAUGCAUACGUAGAGCAUGACCGCACUUAGCAGAAACAUGCAAUAAGCUUUAAUGAGCUUCUUCCAGUCACUAACUGUGAAUGUCUCUCUCUUCAUUUGCAUACAGGAGGUGAUACCGUGAAUAACGUGUUGAAAGACUUUUGAUGUUUAGGGUUUUUACACUUGCUUUGAAUGUAAACUCUGACUCCGUCUGAGCAGACCUGCCGAUGUUUUUGUUCUCGAUGAAAGAAAAGCUUUUUAGAUCGCUCAGGUUAAAGGAAGCGCAGCACCUGCUCUCUGUAGACCUAACCACCUCCAGAACAUGGUUGGUUUUCCUCCAUUACAGAUGGGCAGGACUGUGUAAAAUGGUUCAGUGAGAGGAUGUACAGAAACUGUAAAAACACAAAGUUGCUAAUAAUGUAUGAACCUGUAGAGAUUUCAAAACUUGCAUUUUCAGGACAUAUUUUUGGAAAUGUGAUGAAUGAAAGUCUAAUAUGGAGCAAACAGAAAGAAAUCACUGUUUUGUGUGUAUAGCACAGAAUGUUCUAUGUUUUCAAAAAAAUUCAACAAACUUGAUUUGCUGCCACUUAGCAAAGAAAAUCACGUGCUUAUGAUAUGAACUCAUCUCACUGGAUCUUUCUUAUGAUUUUUCAGCACAGCAGUGUCCCAUUAUUUAUGCCUCUCAUGAUAAUUGUGGUCCCUGGAGUUUGUGUGACUGGACUUCCCAAUGUUUGUGUGUUUUAUUGUUUCCUCAUCAACAUGCAACCAUAAGAUGUUAAAAGUGCAGUUGAGGCCAGUUCUUCAGUGGUAUUGUGGUGCACCGACACUAGUAGAGUGAGACGUGGCUAGCCAGCAAGAAGUUUGCUCUGACAGGGUGUCUGCUACUUGAGGCUUCCUGCACUUACGUUUAACUGAACAACAUACAGUAUGUGUAAGAUUAAACACAAAACUUUCAUUAUACUUUGGGCUUAUUUGUUCUGUUUUACAAAUAUUAAAGUAGUAAACAAUAAGUGAACUUUUACUCUUUCAGCAUUGACAGAGGUCAUAGGUCACCAGAGGGAGCAGCAGAAUUAGUCUCAGCAUCACCAGACAAUACAAGCAAGCAGAGUUUUGUUUCUGAACAUAUUCAGAUCUUAUUUUUCUGUCGGUUUUGUAAUAAUUUCACUGUAAAUGACCAUUACUGUGUAAAUCAACUCAAAUCUAAACCAUCAUCUGAAUUAAAAGACGCUUGAAGGAA
Messenger RNA from Nothobranchius furzeri (turquoise killifish), 9536 nucleotides. It is a transcript of the gene cntnap1, whose product is annotated as contactin associated protein 1. Lineage: Eukaryota; Metazoa; Chordata; Actinopteri; Cyprinodontiformes; Nothobranchiidae. The record is from RefSeq and is a predicted model, not a curated record.